Kwoniella mangroviensis CBS 8507 is the source of this 1098-nucleotide messenger RNA. RefSeq lists its product as uncharacterized. Gene Ontology annotation, cellular component: nucleus; protein phosphatase type 2A complex; cytoplasm. Gene Ontology annotation, molecular function: peptidyl-prolyl cis-trans isomerase activity; protein tyrosine phosphatase activator activity. NCBI's taxonomy places the organism in Eukaryota, Fungi, Basidiomycota, Tremellomycetes, Tremellales, Cryptococcaceae. Gene Ontology annotation, biological process: mitotic spindle organization. Bases 1 to 1098 code for a protein of 365 amino acids. The transcript has 6 exons. The record is from RefSeq and is a predicted model, not a curated record.
AUGACAGCUCAACCUCUAGAAGGUCUCAUGCAGAAGAACGGCGAAUCAUCAACAUCUCACGGGGUCUACCUCCCCACCGACCCUGCUCCACCCCGACCAUGUCUUACAACCGACUCUGCAGUCGCUCAAUGGCAUACCUCGCCUGGAUUCCAGGCGUUCUGGGGAUGGAUCAAGAGACGCUCUGAGAGGAUCAAGGGGAAGAAUAUCUUAAGAGGAAGAUAUGAGGGGGAAAGCCAGGGCAUCAAAAUCCUGAUGGACAUGUUAGAUCAGAUGAUGGACUGGGUAGAGGAAGUACCGAUCCAGCCUCAGAGUAAUCAAAGGUUUGGUAAUUUGGCUUUCCGAAGCUAUAUCAAACUGGUUGAAGAGCGAUUACCUUCACUCUUCAGCUCUCCUGAUAUGCCCUCUACACUACCUCCCCAGAUACUACCUCUCUUACUGGAAUCACAUGCUUUCGGUCAUCCAGUCAGAAUAGAUUAUGGGACAGGGCAUGAGCUAGCAUUUGUCAUGGCUUUAUACACCUGCGUGAUAUCUGGAUGGAUAGGCGGUGAAGGGGAGAAAGAGGAAGAGGAGGAUGAACUGAUAUUGAGGGUAUUUGCAAGAUACCUUGAUUUGACAACAUUGCUUCAAAAGACCUAUAGGUUAGAACCAGCUGGUUCACACGGUGUAUGGGGAUUAGACGAUUAUUGUUUCUUACCGUAUUUAUUCGGAUCAGCUCAACUAUUAGACGGCUCCCUCACGCCCACUCAGUCCCUAUCCCUCGCCUCCACGUACCAAUCCCCCUCAGAGAUCAAAGAUUUCUACACCCUCUCUUUAUACCAUCUCUCCCUCUUCAAAUCCGGUGCGGCCUUCUCCGAGCAUUCACCUUUACUCUGGUCUCUCUCCCUGAUGAAAGAUUGGGUAAAGAUCCACGGUGGGCUAAGAAAGAUGUUCAUGGCUGAAGUGGUGGGUAAGAAGGUCGUCGUCCAAGGUUUAUGGAUUGGAGGAUGGUUAUGGGGUGAUGAUUUACCUGAAUCAACUCAAAGGGAUGAUGUUGUCUCGACUGGAAUAGGAGGAAGAGCAUGUUUGGAUGGGAGUACAAAAGCUCCCUGGGCUAGGUGA